AUGGGCUGCUCCCCAUCCAAAGGAAACCAUUUUGCUGGCGCACACAGUCCUUUCCGGAGAGGAAGGACUCUUCUGCCCGCCAACCAAGAAAAUGCAGGUGAGUCUGACGAUGGGGCAAGUGGAGGCUCUUCCACUGCUGGAGAAACAGAUGGAGAGAGACAUUCUUGGACCAGUGGGGAGAGGCAGGCAAAUGGUCUGCAAGAUGUCACGAUAGCAUGCCCAGCAAAGAAGCCUGUAAAUGAAGGGGGGAGCUGCUCGAACAAACUUGAACCUCAGGAAAUCAAAGUAAAUGUUUUAUCAUCUCAAAUAAAGGAUAAGCCAGGGGAAAAUCAAGAAUCAGGUGAGAAAAAAGCUGUUAAGAAAACGAAAAAGCCCAUCAAAGGAAUUAAACUGGGUAAGAAGAAAGAGAAAGACAAAAAAGCUCCUGCCACUGAGACAAAAGUGGACUUUCCAGAGUUGCUGGUGAAAGCCCACCAGGCUGCCUAUGGUUACCUUAACCCCAGUAUAACCAAAUAUGACGUCUUGCUUGGACUUUUGGACCACGCCGCUCAAACUCAGAUUUCGUUGCAGCCCAUGGUGGCUUUCAUGCUCAUGCGCUACGAGGAGAUCAACAGAGGGCUGGAGGAAAUAGUGGAGGAAGGAGAGAGACUUCUCAAAGAAAACGGAGAACAUCUGGCUUGGCCUUGCCAAAUGAAAAAUCUCUCAACCACUUCUGCCAGAACAAGCGCUUCCCCCUCCUCCCCCGCAGACCCCCCUCCAGAUCUAUUACAGCAGCUUCUGCAGUACACCAUUCAAAGGAUGCAUCUCGUCAGCCAAUCAGUGAGUGCAGUGGGGGAUUCAGCACUGGAAGAGGCCGUGGAUUACUUUACUUCAGUGUCUGACACACUGGAAGAGAAACUGAAGGUCAAACGUGCAUCCGAGGCUCGGCUCAUGCGACUGUUGGCACGCGUGGAAGCUGCCACGCUCCGCAAACCAGGCCCGGAGGACUCGGCGCUGUUCAGUGAGGACAGUGGGAUCGGCGCUGAGAGCGAGUCAUUGGCUGGAUCAGACAGACAGAGACGCCGCCGAGAGAGCUGUGAGUCCAGUGGGACCAACUACACGUCAGCAAGCAGCCCAAUGGGUGGCAACUUUACUCCAGUCUCCAAGGGAACUCCAACGUGCAAACUCACGCGUAAAACAAGUUCCAAUCUCUCUCUCAACUCCAUAGACUCUUUUUGUAAUUUUGCAAAGGAGCAAAGAGACUCUGAAUUUCUUUGCAGCUCUGCCUCAAUAGAUGAUGAUGAGAGAGAGGAUGGGAAAGAUGUAGAUAAUCACGAAGGAGGAGAAUGUAAUAGCAAGAAGUGCCCAAGCGCCUCCCCAUUGCAUGCUUGCCAACAGCCACGUCGUUUACCUUCUAAACGUAUAGAAAAUCCACAAAAUAUAGAAAUGACAUUGAAAAUGAGGGAGGCCAUUAGUGGGCGGAUCAGAUUUGUACCAUCAUCACCGAAGACCAGUCCAAAGGUAAAGCAGACAGACAGUCCAAAAAUUAGUCGCCGACAGUGGAAUGAAGAGGAGUCCAUGCCGAAACGACCCCAAACACCCACACUUCGGACACCAAAGAAAAAGACAGCAGUGGCAAAACAUCGGCGGACCCAUUCUGCGGACUCAAUUCGUAGCAAAGCUGAGGACCCCACACUGCUGGAGUUGGCGAGGACUCAGAAGGACUUGACUCAGAGACUUGACCAGAUGAGUAAGGCUGAGGGGAACCUUAGAAACAGUGCUGCUAAACAAGGAAAGGGGAAGACCCAGCCAAGCUCACCGUCAGCACCUGUUCGUUUACGCCCUUUGCAGAAGACCCCACAGAGUCCAUCAAAAUCCCCUAAAAAAACAGGCCAUGGAAACAGUUCGACUAAAGAAAGGGAAAUACAAAAGGAUCAUGGAAACAGUUCAACUCAGGGAAAAGAGAUAAAAACGGAGAUACAAAAGGAAUCAGGUGACUGUCUGGAUAGAAAUACUGAAACAGAAGACAAGAUCCUCCCAAAACCAACUCCUUCAAGCCCAACACUACAAAAGCCCACUGGGCUGUACAGGGGCAGAAAUUCUGUGAAAAGAUUAAUAGACACAUUCAGCCAUGGAGUUGAGGAGAUUAAAGAUACACCAGAAAAUGUCAAAAUCCUUGGCACUCUGAAGGGUGUGAUGAAGUGUGGCAUUCCUAUCAUUCCUGGAUUAGGGGGCACAGCCACAGUGCUCACAAUUGGGAAUGAUAACUUCCGAGUGGACUCGAGAGCCUCUGACCGAGCGGAUGAUGUUGACCUUGAUGACCUGCCUCCCCCUCCCCCUGAGGUACUUAUGGAUAACUCUUUUGAAAACGUCCAAAAAUCAGAACCUGAGGAAGGAGGGGCCGACAAAGGUCAUUCUCCUCUCCUCAGAAGAAGUAUCAUGUCCCAGAAGCUACGUGCUUCCAUGCAGUCAGUGACAGUGCUACCCAGUAGAGGUGGCAUGCGACCGGGUUCUCUUAGCAUGUUGCCACCAUGUCCUGUGCAACAAGAAAUGAGCACAACAUCUGCAGCCUCUCACCAGGAGUCUCAGCAGAGAGACAGUAACACUUGUGAUGCAGUGCCUUCAACUUCCAUAAGCAACAGCCAGUCAACUGCAACAUCAACGUCCAAAACUCGAAUGUUGCCCUCCACUCCUGUAACUUCCUGCAGCCUUCAACGAAGACUCCCUAGUCCCCACGUCUUUAAACGGCAACCCACCCCUCCCUCUUCUGCUAGCCCUCCAGUCACACGCAAACUCCCCCAAACACCACCACCAGUGAGCCAAAGGAGACAUCCCAGCCCCAGUGCCCCAAGCCCAGUGUCUAUGUCCACGUAUCCCAUCAAGGCCCCGUCCCCACCAGCUUCUCCAAAAGUGCAGAGGUGGUCACGGGAAAACAGCAGCGAUGACUCGAUGUCCUCAUCACGCAUAUUCAGCAAUGCCCGGUCGGUGUUCUGUCCUGCCUCACCCUCUCUGUUUGAGGCGAAGCCCUGCCCGCUGCCCCGACCCCCACAAGCAUGGACUUCCACAAGAGAGGCUGCUAUAUCUUCUCUUUGGGGGGACCGUGGGAGGCACCCUGUGGCAGUGCAUGGACCAAAGCCUUUCAUCAGGCGAAGCCACUCUGACCGAAGGCCCAGUCUGAAUUAUCCACCCAGAGGACAAGCGGUCUCCUAUGCAGAGACCUGUGGGAGCGAGCCAGCCAUUGCUUGUCAGGGGCUGGAAGAUGGACCAAUUAAAGACUCUGACCGAUGGGACCACCACUCGGACCUCGGCGGUGCGACCCGCUCCGCUUCACAUCCAGAUCUGUGCAUUAUAGGGCAGUCCUUACACCGUGAAUGAGUGGGCGGACGGAGGACCAAAAUGGAUUAUGGAUUAGCAACCUCCUCUGAGAUUAAGACUUUUUUCCACUGGGAAGCGGAGAAUGACUAAUUCUGUGAAAGCCUCUUAAGUGGUGGUACCUCUUCUUCCCACCUCAGUGUCACUCUUCAAC
This is a messenger RNA of Alosa sapidissima (American shad), 3505 nucleotides long. It is a transcript of the gene pcare1, whose product is annotated as photoreceptor cilium actin regulator 1. Lineage: Eukaryota; Metazoa; Chordata; Actinopteri; Clupeiformes; Clupeidae. The coding region runs from base 1 to 3354 and encodes 1117 amino acids. The transcript is spliced from 3 exons. The record is from RefSeq and is a predicted model, not a curated record.